Molecule: messenger RNA, 5355 nt
Organism: Chrysoperla carnea
Lineage: Eukaryota; Metazoa; Arthropoda; Insecta; Neuroptera; Chrysopidae
Product: MATH and LRR domain-containing protein PFE0570w
Exons: 14
Coding region: 81-4586 (1501 amino acids)
Biological process (GO): activation of GTPase activity
Molecular function (GO): protein binding; guanyl-nucleotide exchange factor activity
Source: RefSeq, a predicted model, not a curated record
UUUUUUGUUGUGAAGAGAUUAAUAAUGUGACACAUUCAAAAAUAAAAGCAUAAUGCGAUUGAUAUAACACAUAAACCAUAAUGACUACACGUACCAAAGUAAAUAAUACAAUUCAUGGGGAAACAAAACAUGGCGCUAAUGGAAAACUUAGUAUGCAAAAAAAUCUUCGACAAAAGAAUAACGAAGAUUUAGAAACAUCAUCAACAUCAACGAUAGAAAAUACGAAAAAUGUGAAUAGACGUAUAAGUUUUAAAAUUAAACAAAGUUUACCACCCAGACGAUUAGAAAAUCGUAUGUAUAUUACAACAAUAAGUGCUAGUCGUGUACAAGAAUUAACAUCAAAAUUUAAUCAGUUAUGUUCAACAAUUGAUGAACAAAAAUUACCAAAAAAGUAUAACACAAAAAUUAUUAAAACAACAAAUUUAAUUAACAAAGAACCAAUGACUGCCAAAACAAUCGAACAUGUUAAAAAGAAACCUAGUAUUAAAAGGAAACCAAGUUUUAUACGUAUCACACCAUCAAAAAAUAUUAGUGAAACAAUUAAAUUAUUUGAACAAAAUGUGCCAUCAACUGUAAAUAAAUUACAAAAAGCUAAACAAACAAUUUUAAUUACAUCAACAAUUGAAAAAUUAAAAAGUAAUACCACCACAUCGCAAUUUCAUAAACCGUUAAAACAUAUUGAUAGUUUAAAAACAAGAAAUUCAACAAUAAAAAAAGCACAGGAUCAUUUAGAUGGUAAAAAAAUUGAAUUAGGAAAGAAAAAAGUUAAAUUAAAAUCAUCAACCGAUUCAUCAUUAGAAAAUAUUUGUACUGAAAAUGAAAAAAAUAAUGUAAAUGAACAAGAAUCUCAGGAACAAAAAACCCAAAGUACGACAAUUGUAGAAGAAAAACCAAAUAUAACGACAAUUGUUACAGAAAAAAUCCAAAAUACUUUACCAGUUAAAGAAGAUAAUGAAAUAAAAUUAACAAAUAAUAUUAUAAAAAUCCAAAGUAUUGAUGAAAUUGAAUCUAAAGAGGAAGAAACACCGAUAAUUAUAACCAAAAAACCAAUAGCACCAAAUACAUCAUUUUUAUGGCGUAAACCAGCUGAAGUAUAUGAUAAAUUAAUGUUAAGUGUACCUGAAUCUGAUGAGAAUAUUGAUAGUAUUUCAAUAGUUUCAUCAUCAGAAAGUUAUGUACAAAAAUAUGAGAAAAUGAUUGCAAAAACUGAUGCAUUAAUAACAAAAUAUAAAUCUGAAUUGUAUUCAAAACAUGUAAAUGAUAAUUCUAGUACACAUAGUUACGAUAAUUAUGAAUUUGUUGAGCGUAUUAAUGCUAAUAAUACAGCUGGUGAUUCAGAUUCAAGUUAUGAGGAAGUUGGUUUAAAUACAAGUCGUUUAGAAGAAGAGGAUGCAAGUAAUUUAUAUGAACAAAUUGGUUCAGAGACUGAAACAAUUAUUAAUGAAACAAAAUCAAUACCACCGUCUGUUCCACCAAGAGUUGAUGUUGAGAUUUUAGCAAAUGUUAUUAAACGGAAUUCAUUAACCAAUAAUAAUAAUGUCACGAAUAAUAAAGAGGAUAAAACUGAUCCGUCCAAUUAUUAUGAAAGUAUAUGUGGAGGAAAUACAUCUCGAUGUAAUUCAACUAUUUCACAUGAUCAACAAAGUAAUAGUUUGUAUGGACGUUGGGAGGGUGGUAAAGCUGAGAGUGAUAUUAGUUAUAGUGAUAAAAGUGAUGAUUGGGUUGAUGUUUCGGAUUCAUCGAAAACUGAUUAUUAUAAUGAAGAAUCUUCUACUUUUAUAAUCAUUCAUGAGAGGCCUAUUCAGAAAAAAGCUGAAAAAACAUGGUCAGAUAAAGUUCGUUGUCAUAAUCAAAAGAGUUCCUCAAAAAGUAUUAUUUCAAAAGGUGACGAUGAAUCUGAUCAUCUUUAUGAGAGUUUAUCGUCCAAUGAACAUGAAUCAGAUUUCGAAGAGAUAGUUGAUUCAUUUGAUAGUGAUUCUGAAUUUGAAGGAGGAACACAUAUAGAACAGAAUCAUACUGGAGAUAAAUUUGAUAGCUGCCAAUUACCACCAACACCGGAAGCAAAUGUGUAUUCGUUAAGUCGGCUUGCAAAUAGAGCUGGUAAACAUAUGCAAAAAUUGAAGAAAAAUUGGUUUUUGACAAAGAAUGAUUUAACAAAAUCUCUAGGACGUAUAACCAGAAAGAAGACACAGACUGAAAUUAAAAUCAAUCCUCCUGAAAUAUCUGAACCAAAACUUGAAUCAUCUUCGGUAUUUUAUGAGAAUGCUAUAUCAUUAUCAAAUCAAACUGCAGCACAGUCAACACUUGAUAAUGAUAAACUAGAAUCAUCGCCUCAAGCUAAGCUGCGUAAAUCGUCAGUUUCUAAUCGAAGUACCUCAGAUUCAAAAAUAAUGCAUCGUAAUUCAGCUUUAGCAACACCUGAUCACACUAGUGCAGAAAAACCAACCAAAAAGCGACAAUGGUCAACAAAAUUUAAACGUAGUUUAUCAUUGAGUGGCGAAAUACUUGCAACAAGUGCACAUCAAUCACCUAGACAUUCUUUAACACCGGAGAAGCCUCAAUCAACAUUUUAUUUGUACAAUAUACAAAUAGAUAAAGAACCAAAAACUGAAGAAGGAAAUAUUACAAACGAAAAACCAUCCUCGGUUCCAGCAUUACCAAUAAAAUCAAAUUCUGCAUCUCCAAUAAUAGAUUCAAAUAAGAAAAGUUCGUGGUAUACUGAUAAUGAAAUAUAUCUAGAAAAUAAAAUAAAACCUGCCAAAUCUCCUUCGGCAUGUUGGUAUGCUGAAAUUAACUUGUAUCCUAAUUCACCCCAACCAAACAAUAAUUCUACAAGGACUGAAAAUAGUGCGGAUAGUAGUGAUAGUUUUUCAUCUUCAACUACACCAACGCUUAAAGACGAAAAUGACAGUGUGUCAUCCUAUGGAAAAUACUAUAAUUCUUUAAACAGAGAACAUUUGCGAAUAGCUGAAGAUCCAAAUGAGAAUGGUGAAAAAAUACAUCCACAAUUUCUUCAAGAUGAGCCACUAUAUCAGUUUUAUACAGCUGAAAAAGUGGAAUCAGGAAUGAGAAUAUUGCGUUCAUCGUGGAAUGAGGAUGACGAUAGUGAUGGCUACGAACAAGUUGGAGAAAUUUCAAACCAGAAACAAUCACGGCCAUCAGCCAUGCAAUUAAUUCGCCCUUCAUCACCUGGCCAAAACCGAACUCUAUGGUGUGAAGUACCACAAGUUAUUUCAUCUAAUAUAUUAAAUUCUCUAACCCUACAACAGAAAAAACUUCAAGAAGCUAAAUUUGAAUUAAUCACAUCAGAAGCAUCAUAUUUAAUAUCAUUAAAUGUAUUAUGUAAUCAUUUCAAAGACACAAUUCAUAGAGAACAUUUGUUACCCGAUGAAGAUCAUUUCACGUUAUUUGGAAAUAUUGAACCUGUUAAAAAAUGUUCUGAAAACUUAUUAGCAGAUUUAGAAAAUUGUUGGCAGGAUAAUAUUCUUCUACAUGGAAUAUGUGAUAUAUUAAGACAACACGCAAACGAUCAUUUCUCUGUUUAUAUAACGUAUUGCGAAAAUCAAGUGAAUUUGGAACAAGCAUUUAAAAAAUUGAGAGAACAAAAUGGACAAUUUGUCGAUGUACUUAAUAAAUUAGAAUCUAGUCCCAUUUGUCAAUCAUUACCCUUACAUUCAUUUUUAAUGUUACCAAUGCAACGAAUUACUAGACUUCCAUUACUCGUAGAUGCCAUACUAAAAAGAUUGACGUCAGAUGAUGAUGAAUAUGAAUCUUGUCAAUCGGCUUUAGCUGCUGUUAGUAAGGUUGUACAACAAUGUAAUGAAGCAGCUCGAAAUGUUGAACAACGUACUGAAUUUAAACGAAUUUGGAAUAAAUUAGAUUUCCCAUCAAAACAACCUUCAGCUAAUUUUGAACAAAACAAAUUGAUACGAUCUGGCGAGGUCACUCAACUUAUAUCACGUGGUGAUGAUGCAAAACUUACAUUUGGAAAGAAAUUUAUAAAAAUUCCGUUACAUUUGUUUCUAUUUACAAAUUUAUUUAUUGUAGCUAAACGCAAAGGAAGUGAAGAUUUGUACAAUGUUAUUCAUUAUUGUCCACGAAAUUUUGUGGAAAUACAAACAAAUGAAGUGCUACAAUUAACUACAAAAGAUACAACUGGGAAACAUUUACUAUUUCUUACAAUUUUAGAAAAUCAAGACAAGAAAACAAUUGAAAUGUUACUCAGUUGUGGUACGGCUACAGAUAAACAACGUUGGUAUGAAGCAUUUAUACCUCCGAUUUCACAAAAUCCUGAUGAAAUUCUAUAUGAAAGUUGGGAUUGUCCUCAAGUUAUAGUUUUACAUAAAUACAUUCCUCAACAACCUGAUGAAUUGCCCUUAGAUACAGGCGAUAUUGUUAAUGUUACUACAAAAAUGACAGAUGGUUGGUACCUUGGAGAACGAAUUCGGGAUGGUAGGAGCGGUUGGUUUCCUGGUAAUCAUGUCACUGAAGUUGCAAGUCCACAUGUACGUGCGAAAAACUUAAAACAAAGAUAUAGACUUUUAGCAUUAUCACAAAAUUUUUUAGAAUCACAAAAGAAGAAAUAAAAGCAAGAUUCUUGUUGCGCUUGUAAGAUAAAUAUUGUUAAUUAGUAUUAAUGUAAUAAGCAUUUUUUGGUGCGUUUUGAACUGAUAUAUAUCGUAUUGCAGCUUUGGGGAAAAGCAGUUAUUUUGUUGAUUUUUAACUUAUUUUAAAAAUAUACGAAAAUAUUUGUAAUCAUAAACUUAUAGUGCACAGUUUCACGUCCUUUUUUACAACCGAAAAUGAACGUGUGUGGUUUCAUUAAUCUUCAAACAUUUUGUAUUUGAGAAAAUAAGACGUUUUCUUUUGUGGAUCUCUAAAAUUGAUUGGAUCUGUAGAACCCAAGUAGUAAAUAGUCUAGUUUAACCCUUUUAAGACGUUUUCUAAAUGAAUCUUUCCAGUUAUUCAUGCAGAGAACCUAGGCCAAAGUACUUGAUUUUCUUGAAGAAGCAUUUAUACAUGAAGUUAAUACUUAAAGAGAAACUCAUCCUGAAACAUGAGUAUCCUAACAAAUUUAUUAAUAUUAUCGUGAAAUUCCUAAAAAUUUAAUUUUAACAUUACAGUAUUUAAUUCAGGAUCUUAGCCUCUUCUCCUAUUUCAUCCCUUGAUAAGUCGUUGAUCAUAUUCCAAAUCACUUCAGUAACCAAUUGCAAUCAAUAAGUAUUGAAAAAAUUAAUAAAAUAAUAAUUUUAGUAGUAUUUGUUUGAUAGUCAUUCAAGACCCAAUUGAGUAAUUUUCUGUAUAUACGAAAUAAUUAGUUCGAACAAUAUUAAUUACUGUGAUAAUUUUUAUUAA